CAAUAAUCGGAAUAUCCAUUAGAAAAAACCGAAAUAUGUCAAUAAUAUUAAAACGCAGCCUUCGCACACCCGGGCUUUUAAAGCAGGUCUGUUAUAGCUCCAGCUCUCAGUCGGGAGAUGCCACUGCCAAAACAAUUCCCAAGAACUUGGUCGAAGACAAACAAACUGCUGUAUUGCAGAAGGAAAAUGGAGUAAUUUUCGAUAAGCGACCGUUCAAGAUACACCUAGACAAGGAUAAAACAUACUCCUGGUGCCUCUGUGGAAAGUCCAAAUCGCAGCCAAUAUGCGAUGGCACGCACAAGAAUGAGUUUCUGAAAAUAAAGCUGAGGCCAAUACGGUUUAAGGUGGAGAAGUCUGGCGACUAUUGGCUCUGCAACUGUAAGCAGACCUCCCACCGACCCUUCUGCGACGGCACGCACAAGCAGCCGGAAAUCCAGGCAGCCGUUAAAUAGUUUCCUGCUUACUUGUAUUGUACGUACAUAUGUAUAUGAAAUCAGAAAUGCAUUGUUUGAGUCAAGCAACAUAUUGAUUUUAUUCUAGAUAAUAGAACAUUAUUUAUACACGCGAUUAAUAAAUGCCUAUCAAUUGUGUACGAACACUAUA
Messenger RNA from Drosophila persimilis, 603 nucleotides. RefSeq names its product CDGSH iron-sulfur domain-containing protein 3, mitochondrial. The coding region runs from base 36 to 452 and encodes 138 amino acids. The transcript has 4 exons. NCBI's taxonomy places the organism in Eukaryota, Metazoa, Arthropoda, Insecta, Diptera, Drosophilidae. Gene Ontology annotation, cellular component: intracellular membrane-bounded organelle. The record is from RefSeq and is a predicted model, not a curated record. Gene Ontology annotation, molecular function: 2 iron, 2 sulfur cluster binding.